Messenger RNA from Blepharisma stoltei, 941 nucleotides. NCBI's taxonomy places the organism in Eukaryota, Ciliophora, Heterotrichea, Heterotrichida, Blepharismidae. The record is from the annotation of a GenBank genome assembly.
AUGAAAAGUGCUUGCUGCUCUUUUUGCCCUUUAGAUGCAAUUUUUAUAUCUGAUUGUGGCAAUCUUAAAGCAUGCCCAAAGCAUAAAGCUAUAGGGCAUAAGCUAAAACGAAUUAAAAUACCAAUAAUCGAAGAAUCCAAAGAGAUCUUUUUGAGUUUUAUAGGCAUAUUAAAGAAGAAAUUUAGGGCCCGAUUUGAUGAUUUAAUUGAAAAAAGCACAAUAAAUAAAAAUAAUGAAAAAUACCAGAAGAAACUAAGAUUAGUGCAUAAUGCUUUGCAUGGCUGCAGUAUUUUCGUAAUGCAUUUGUUGAAGAAGAAGUCUGUUGAAAUAAAACUCAUUUUAAGUCCUUUUGAAUAUUUUUUAACUCAGCCAAAGGAAAAAGCACAACAAUACAUAGAAAAACUUGGAGACCAGAAUAGUUUAUCAGGAUUAUAGGGUUUUUUCCUAAUAGUCCUGCAGGGCUGUGGAAUCUUUUAGUUGGUACGACCAACUCAGUACGUUAGUCGGACCAAUUCACUUGUUGGUUCUACAAACUGAAUGAUUCCUUCCAAUAUCUACAGCCUUUACAGAAUAUAGGGGAAACCCCUAUAUGUCGAUCAGUUAAAACACAUUUAUUUGAUUUCAAUUAUUUUAAAUUUGAAGAUAAAAAAUUUAUUCAUGGCUGGGUUUAUAAGUCCUCUUACAAUCUGCACGAUCAUCUAUUGGAUUUCUCAUUUAUAGUAUUUUUGGAUUUUAUUAAAAUAGCGGAAUACGAGAUGGCAUAUGAAUGAUAUCAAAAUUUCAAAAGUUAUUUAGAAUUUUAUGGCAACUCUUCAAUUAAUGCUAAAUUUAUUUCAGUUUUAUUUGAUAAACUCUUAAAAACAAAAACUGAUAAAAAAAGAAGAUUACUCUCAGCUCGAAGAACAAUGAAAAAAAUUACCUCAAGUAUUAUUAACCCAUAA